Aphanomyces astaci is the source of this 1289-nucleotide messenger RNA. RefSeq lists its product as hypothetical. Gene Ontology annotation, cellular component: cytoplasm. The record is from RefSeq and is a predicted model, not a curated record. Bases 10 to 1230 code for a protein of 406 amino acids. The transcript has 3 exons. NCBI's taxonomy places the organism in Eukaryota, Oomycota, Saprolegniomycetes, Saprolegniales, Verrucalvaceae. Gene Ontology annotation, biological process: tRNA N1-guanine methylation.
CAAAUACUGAUGAGCGCCGCCAAAGCCGCCGCGACAGCGGUGUUGGACCGCGCGUCCUUCUUGCAGACGCUCCAGGUCAUGGGCGUCGCCGCGGAAGGCAAGCAGAUCGGACACAUCAUCAAGACCUUCUCGCAGCAUCUGCUGAACCGACCCAAGCUGCGCAACGUCGUGACCAGCGCCAAGCCCAACGUGUCCAAGUUGGUCUUGCUCAGUGAAAAGAUUCAAGGCAACGACCUUACGGGAUGUCCACAAGAGCUGCACGACUACAUUCGAGCGGAGAACCUUCAGGUUCAACCGCAUGAAAUCUCGCUCGACUAUUCGUUCUGGUCCGUGGAACACGUCCUGCGGCGCAUCCUCCCCGACACGAUCACCGAGAUCCCCGCGUCCUUUGAAACGAUCGGGCACAUUGCGCACUUGAACCUCCGUGACUUCCAUCUCCCGUACAAGCACGUGAUCGGCCAAGUGAUUCUCGACAAGAACACGCCGCGCAUCAAGACCGUUGUCAACAAGACCGACGUCAUCGACAGCGUCUUCCGCACGUUCCCCAUGGAAGUCUUGGCCGGCGACGACAACAUGGACGUCGUACUGCACGAAACAGACUGCACCUUCCACUUCAACUUUGCCCAUGUGUACUGGAACUCGCGGCUACAGCAAGAGCACCUCCGCCUCGUACGCUCAAUCGACCCGACCGACGUCGUAUGCGACAUGAUGUGCGGCAUCGGUCCGUUCGCGAUCCCCCUCGCGAAGCGCGGCUGCAUCGUGUACGCCAACGACCUCAACCCCCACAGCUUUGCCGCGCUCAAUGUGAACCGCCAAAAGAACAAGGUCGACGGCCGCGUCCGCAGCUUCAACAUGGACGGCCGCGCGUUCGUUGCCCACCUGCUUGCAUCCAAGAUCCAAUUCACCCAAGUGAUUAUGAACCUGCCGGCGAUCGCGCUCGAGUUUCUCGAUGCCUUUCCAGGCCAGUUUGACCACUGGCAAGGGGAUUUGCCCACUGUCCAUACAUAUUGCUUUACGACCAAUAUGGACUCACCCGACAAGGAUGUUCAAGAGCGCGCGGAAGCCGUGUUGGGCGCGCCGUUGACCGAGUUCCGAGUGCAUCAUGUGCGAGAUGUGGCCCCCAAGAAGCUCAUGAUGUGCAUAUCGUUCAAACUGCCCGCGGCGUCGGCGUACUCUGCCGACAAAUUCAAGGACCUGCACAGCAAAAAACAAAAAGUUGCGGCCGAGUAGUAUUGUUUUCAUGAAAUAAUCGUGGGUUUCCACCAAAAAUAGCGAUUUUUUCACCAACA